AUGGCGCUGCUGGUUGCUCCUAGGAAUGAAGUUGCGUUCGAACUUCUCUCCUUCAUGAAACCAUUUGCGAAAUUACUUGGCAUACUAUGUGUGUAUAUUUGUGGGGGAGAGGAAGGGGAAAGAAUCCCUCACAUCAAAGCCUCCUCUAAGAAUGGUGGACACAUUCUUAUAUCGACGUUGGGAAAAGUUCAGAGCAUUAUAGGAAAAAAGAGCAGCUUGAUCAAUCUAAUGAGUGUAACUUUUUUGGUGAUGGAUGGCGCAGAGAGUCUUACGAAAAGGAAUGUACAGUCGAUGGCUGACUACCUCAUUAAGAACGUUCGUGGUGAUAGGCAGCUGGUGGUUUUCUCAGCCAUUUCUCACCCAGAUAUUGAACAAUGGUUGGCUAAACACCAGGAAAAUUUUGUGCACAUAACCCCUAGAGCUGCAGCUUCUGUCCAUGGGACUGCUCACGUUCCUACUGAUGAAUAUGGAGGGGCUGAGAAUGACAAAUUUUGA
Messenger RNA from Arabis nemorensis, 495 nucleotides. The record is from the annotation of a GenBank genome assembly. NCBI's taxonomy places the organism in Eukaryota, Viridiplantae, Streptophyta, Magnoliopsida, Brassicales, Brassicaceae.